Siniperca chuatsi (mandarin fish) is the source of this 2751-nucleotide messenger RNA. RefSeq names its product sodium/bile acid cotransporter-like. Gene Ontology annotation, biological process: bile acid and bile salt transport. Lineage: Eukaryota; Metazoa; Chordata; Actinopteri; Centrarchiformes; Sinipercidae. Gene Ontology annotation, molecular function: bile acid:sodium symporter activity. Bases 285 to 1313 code for a protein of 342 amino acids. The transcript is spliced from 6 exons. Gene Ontology annotation, cellular component: membrane. The record is from RefSeq and is a predicted model, not a curated record.
UGGAUUUACUAGAAUUCUGUGUUAAAUGAAAUGAUUACAGUUGUGCAAGGAGUUACACAGAACAUGGUUUCAGUGGUUUGCCCCUACCAUGUUUUCAUGAGCCCAUGUGACAGAGAGGGGAGGGCAGGGACCCAAACACAGAAAAAAGGAGUUAGACACAAGAAUGUGAUAGGAGAUGGAAAUGAGUGUGUGAGUGAGCACAGUGAAGUCACAGAAGUUGUCAGCGUGAAAUUAAGGCGAAAGCAACAGCACAGUAAACACACAGUGUUGGCCUGAGUGCCACAAUGAAUGUGACAGAAGUCUACAACAGGAUAGCUAACAUCUAUAAUGAGGGUAAUUUCUCUGGAAAUGGAAGCAUGGAUGUCCUGAACGCCUCCCCUAAGCUAACCAAAGCCAUCAAUACCAUCACCAUUGUCGUGCUCUUCUUCACCAUGAUAUCCCUUGGCUGUAUGAUGGAGAUUUCCAAAAUUAAGACCCAUCUCCUGAAGCCAAAAGGAGUAGCCAUUGCACUGCUGGCCCAGUUUGGCAUCAUGCCCCUGGCCGCUUUCUGUCUAGCCAAACUCCUAGAGAUGCAUCCCAUCAAGGCUGUGACUGUGCUCAUCUGCGGCUGCUGUCCAGGGGGAAGCUUGUCAAACAUUUUUUCCCUGGCCAUACAGGGUGACAUGAACCUCAGCAUCGUAAUGACCACUUGUUCCAGUUUCGCGGCUUUGGGUAUGAUGCCUUUACUGCUCUAUAUCUACUGCAGAGGCUUCCCAGGGCUGGAAAAUGCUGUACCAUUCGUCGGCAUCAUCACUACUCUUGUGCUCACCCUGGUGCCUUGUAUAAUUGGCAUUCUCAUUAAUCACUACAAACCAAACUACACACCAGUCGUCAAAAAAGCUGGUCUCAGCAUCCUGAUAAUCGUCGGCAUCAUACUAUUCAUCCUGUCUGGUAUCUACGUCAGAGACAAAAUAUGGAUGGUCCUCACAGCUGAUGUUCUGGCUGUGGCUGCACUGAUGCCACUGAUUGGCUUUAUGCUGGGAUAUAUCAUGUCUGUCUUAUGCAGACUCAGUCCACAAUGCAGCAGGACCAUCUCCAUGGAAACGGGCUGUCAAAACAUUCAGCUGUGUGUUGCCAUCCUAAAGGUGACCUUUUCCCCGCAGGUCAUAGGACCCAUGUUUCUCUUCCCACUGAUAUACAUCCAAUUGCAGUGUGCUGAGGCCCUUCUCCUGAGCCUGUGCUUCAGAUGUUAUCAAAGAUUCAAGCCACCAGCUGAGGAUACAAGAAUAUACAACACUGUUGACGUUAAACAAGAGGAAGUGAAGCAACCAUGACAGCUUCACAGAUGACAACACAGUGCUGGAGAAGGAAACGAACGAGAGCUGAAUCCUACCUACUGAGGAUGCAGCUAUUCAGCCCCCUGUCUCAAUAUUACCUGCAUAUUCUUCGCUCAGGCCUGUGAUACUGACAGAAAGACUUAGAGACUGUUAGAGAAUGUGCAACAACUAAUACUUUAAUUAUCAUUUACUUGAUCAAGCCUAUACAGUGUUAACUACGGGCAGUGCAUGUUGAAGUAGGAAGUCAAUAAUUUAAAAAAAUUUAUUUUUCAUUUUGUAUUCAAAAUAUCUGGUAUAAGACGUUAUGACUAAAGCCAUUUCAGCACAUUUUGAUGAAUAUGAAUAAUUGAGUUUAUAAAACCACAAUUACUGACGUGUCAUUUGCUCUUUUGUGCUAUGUGUUAUCAAGUACUUUAAUAAAAAUAUGUCAGACCUAAGAGAAAAGUCAAUCUCAGAUGUGAAAAGCAGUCUGAUGAAGAAGGAUACAGGCAAUUUGAACACCUCAAAUGAUAUUUAAUCAAAAUGAUCGUAUGGUAUAUAUACAGAGUAAACUUAACUUUUUACAUAUAUUAAAAUACCAUCUUCCCAAACCAAAAAAUCCAUUCCUCAGUCCAAAAGUAAAUUCAAUGGACAGUGAAAGAAAGCAAACACUGACAUUACACUAAUCUGUACACCUACUCAUUUUUGUGUUGGAUCUUUCCAACCAUGUUUACAGUGUCACAUAUAACGUGCCUGCAGUAGGAUUAAAACUGAAGCGGCAAAGUGAAAAGACCUACCUUUGUGUGUUUUUUUUUUUUUUUUUAAACUUUAUCAAAAGAAGUCAUGGCUGAUCAACAGCAUUCUGGACACAAAUAAUUUAAAUACAUAUUUCAAUUUCCUGUUAAGUUAAACAGGAAUUUCCAAGCAGCCUGCAUAAAAAAAGAAUAAUAUUUUCCGGUGUACAAGUGAUGUGUCUGACAAAGCCACACAUAAUAUCACUAAGCAGUGGAGGCAUUUAAUGUACAUUCAUUUUUAAAAUUCCUUAUUUUACAUAUUAAACAUACCUGUGCAUAGAAGUGGAAAGCUAAGGCCAUUGGGAGCAAGGGUAUGAGUAUGAAGAGAAUACAUCAGAACUCUUUGCAAGAAUGAAAUGUGUUGAAUGAAGUCUCAUAAAGUGUUUGCCCUUAAUCCAAUGAAAAACACAGCAGAGUGAACUCAACAAGCAGCCUUAAACUGUACAGUGACAUGUGGACUGGAGUGAGUCAUGAUUAAUAACACCUUAAAUAAUGAUCUAUUAAUCAAAAAAAUCUUUGAAGACAAUGUUGUAUGUGUGCAUGACUUAGGUUACCUGGCCUUCAUGAGUCUUUGCCAGUAUGUGUCUUAAAUGGAGUGAUAUGCAGUUAAAGAAAAAUAACAAUAAACAAGACACUGAUGAGAUUAUCAGCUCCCAAAAUGA